Colletotrichum karsti is the source of this 1410-nucleotide messenger RNA. RefSeq lists its product as uncharacterized. The record is from RefSeq and is a predicted model, not a curated record. The coding region runs from base 1 to 1410 and encodes 469 amino acids. NCBI's taxonomy places the organism in Eukaryota, Fungi, Ascomycota, Sordariomycetes, Glomerellales, Glomerellaceae. The transcript has 2 exons.
AUGGCAAAGCAGAGGGCCAACCGAAUGUCGCCAGCAUGGUGGGAGGAGAAGAGAGAAACCAUUUGCGAGCAAUACAUGAACAAAACUCUCCAAGAUGUGAUCGUCUAUCUCCAGAAAGAGUACGGUGUCAAGGUCACCAAACGCCAGCUCGUUUACAGAUUGAACCUUUGGAACUGCAGGAAGUACAGCACUGGAGAUGGAGAAGAGGGUACUGCUAGCUCACCCUCCAUCGAAAGCGACGACUACGACAGCAGCGAGGAUGGCGUCGGCCACGAUGAGGACAUUUGCUCCAAAUCGCAUGAAAUUCCCGACAGUAUCGGCGGACACCAAAGCCAGACGCCUGUCAUGGUCGAGGCCGCAAACACCCAGCUCGCCGUGUGCGAUGGGAAGGGCGCCUUCAACAAAUACGUCAACGCUAAGCUCAACAUGAACGACUUCCACGCCAUGACUGCCAUCGCUCGAUCUGCCGAAACCGAUGAGCAGUGUCGUUUCGCGAUGAAGUCAUUAAAGGAGUGCAUCUUUCCCCAGCCCGGCAGCAGUCACUGGCCAUUCUAUUGCCUGCUUUACGUCCUCGUGUGCGACUCGAUGAACGAUCACCUUGAGGAGGGUAUGCUAUCACACAUCAGGAACGCCGUUUUAUCUAUUCUCAACGAGGGGAAAGCCUUCUUGGCGAAGCAAGACGGAUCCAUCGACAUGGUCGGCUAUGCGCUCCUGGACAAUCUCGACCUCAAUCAUCGCCAACACUUGCUCGACCCAAUCGACGCGAAACGUCUGCAGACCCUCCUGGAAGAUUUCGAAUCUCGCAACGGAACCAGCCGCUCGCAUCUGCAAGAAGACAGCCCGUCACCUCUCAGAUCACUGCAACAGUGCGUCGCCUGGUGCCACAAAGCGCUAUUCGACGUCUCUCGCGACGCCUACCGCACGAACCGCCCCGACACCAGCGCCCGUCCGACCCCGGACCAGAUGCUCUGGAAAGACUACAUCGAGGUCUUCGGCACGCUCUGGCACAUCCUCAUGACGGAUGGCAGGUCCACUGGGAUCUGGCCGCAGUGGGUUUGCACCUCCGUCGACGUCUUCAACCUUCCUCACGCCGAGUUGUUGUCCUGCGUCUGCUGGCUCAUCGUCCAGUCUGCCGCGUUACUUCACAGCGACGAAAUCGCGGCCGACGACUUAGUCACCCGUUUUAGGAACGCCGGUGCGGCCGCGCACCAGCUGUUCCAUUCGAGCCAAGAGGAGGUGACCCUGUGGCACGACUUCUGUCAGACGUUUUUGCGGCUGAACAGGCCCACGGCCGCCGACACACCGGAGAACAGGGCGUUUGGGGCUUUUAUCAAUGGGGAGUUUGAGGUCUUUGUUAGGAACACCCUUGAGAUUGGCGAUGAUUGCAGCUUGGCAUUGAGGUUGCUCUGA